UGGCGGCAGAUGGCACGCAGCCUGCACUUCGCGCUCACGAUGUACACGGAGGGCGCGCCACUCGGCAUCGGCAGAAAGGUCAGCAACCAGGGCGGCUUCGAGGCGCACAGGAGGUUGAGCUCCCAGUGCGACCCGCAGAACAUGGGUAGCAUCCUCUCGCGGCUGAUGAUGGCGUUGGAGUUCGAUUUCGGCGGCGAGUCGGAGUUCCUGGACAACCUCGCGAAGUUCGAGAACCUGACCGAGGAGUGCGAGAAGUUGGCCAUGGGGAACCUCAGCGACAACAUCCGCCCGGCGGUGCUGAUCGCGCGAGCUCCUGAGGCGCCGGAGAACCACGUCUUCUUGUCGAUCCCGAAGGAAGACAUCGAGUGGAACACGAUCAAGAAGGUCACGUCAGACUACCUGUUGACGAAGCAGCCCACGCCUGGAGGACCCGCGCCGAUGAACGUCGGCUGGGCCCAAACAAGCGGCAAGUGGGGCCGACGGCCUGGCAAGUGCGCCGACUGGAAAGGCGGCAUGUGUAAAGACUCAAAGGGCAAGGGUAAGGACUCGAAAGGCACGGGCAAGGACAAAGGCGACAGGGGCGGCAAGGGCGACGGCAAGCCGAAGUUCCAGGGACACUGCGGUCGGCGCGGUAAGCGGGGCCACAAGCAGAAGGAUUGCUACGCCAAGAUCAACGAGGUGGGCACGGGCGACUGGAGCAGCUGGAACGAGGGCUGGAACACCGACGACUGGGGCCAGAGCUGGGGCGGCCAGCAGGGCCAGGGCCAGGGCGAGCCCGCUCCAGCGCAGCUCAGCAAGGAGACCACCACUACUGCGGCAACGGCCGCGUCGGUUGAGUGCCAGGUGUGCGACGGCGAGUCGGCUUGGAUCUUCGCGGUCGGCGCGUGCGACGUCUCUGUGGGCACGCGCGCGGGGCAGGCGGUCGACGCGAUAGUCGACGCAUGCGCGAAUCGGUCGGCCCGCGGCCCGAAGGACUUCCCAGACGACCCGACCAUCCAGGAUGCGACGCUGGAGAUGCAGGUCGCGAGUGGGACGAAGAUCAGGCACUACGGCGACAAGCAGGUGAACCUGAAGACGGAGUUCGACGACGAGAUCAACGCGAAGUUCAACGCGACAGAUGCGACUAGGCCGAUCCUGAGCGUGACCAGUAUCAACAUUGCAGGUGCUGGCGUGGAGUUCCAGCCAUCCAGCACGAGGGGCUCGGCUUCGAUCGCGAGGGAUUCGAAGAGCGGGCGAAAAUGGCUUGGGCUGAUUAAGGCGUUCGGGCUGUUCUUCCUGCGCGCGACGGUCAUGGCCUGCGCGGGGGCGAAGCGCGGAGCGCGCGGUCUGGUCGCCAACAACGCGGCCACGGACGACGCGACCCCGUUCCUUGCGCAGGAGGUCGACAAGCCCAUCGAACCGGCUGCGAGGAUCACGGAGGCAGAAGGUGCGCCUGUGGCCCAGAUCGACUACACGUUCGGCAAGACGCGUCAUGACGAGAAGCGCUACGUGGAGAAGCUGGGGCACGAGAAGGUGACCGUGCAGUGCGACCCCGAGAAAGCGGCCAAGGAUGUGGCGAUCAAGGUUGAUCGGGAUGCCGGUAACAAGGCGACGUUCAGAACUACCCCGAAGACGAGCAAGGGCGGCAACGGCAUGGUGGAGCGGUUCCACGCGAUCAUCGAAGGGAUGGCGAGGACCUGGAGGAAAGCCAUCGGGGACAAGUACGGGAUCGUCAUUGAGCUGGGGCACCCGAUCAUGACAUGGAUCGUGCGCCACGCGUCGUGGACACGCGAUCGGUUCCUGGUCCACCACUCGGACUACAAGACGUCGUUCGAGCGCCAGAACGAGAAGCACUACGAUAAGAAGGUCGCGCCUCUUGGCAUCGUCGUGGCGAGGUCCGCGCAGAGGCUCGUGGAGAGCGAGCGCGACGACCAGCAGCUGUUUCUGGCCAUGCGAGGCACCCCCUCGGACCUGAAGGCGGCCAACGCGUCGGUGCCCGCGGUGGACAGGGAGGCCCCGAACCUCAACCUGCCGCAGCCCGCUCGGCUUCCACGGCCCGAGGCGGGCGCGGCGGCGCAGGAGGGGCAGCCGGCGGCGGGCGGCCAGAAGGGGCAGCCGGCCCCGAGUCGCCCGAGCCAGCCCGGCUCUGAGGCGGCGGCCGCGAGGGCGGCGGGAAGCGAGGGGCCACAGAGCUCGGCUGGCAAGAGAUCCACCGACGACAGCGGCGCGCCUGCAGAGGGCGAGGCGCCGCCCAAGGGGAGGAAGAUCGGCGCGGUGACGAUCGCCGACGUGACGGAGCUAGGCUACCCUGGUGGCACCGAGCUCCACGCCCCCUGCGAGCUCGACCCGAACUUCGAGCUGCUGGAGGAGGCCUACUACGACGACGACGACGGCGAGCACCUCGACCCGGACAAGGUCCACGAGGGGAUCAAGAGGGGGGCGAAGUUCACGGGGCCCCUCGGCGUCGGGGGCCCCGCGCCGCGCCCGCGCGACAACGCGGCGUGGGGCGCGAGGUGGUGCCGCCGCAAGAAGGGCGACGGCGCGCGGAGCAGGUUCGUCGCGAGGCAGUUCAAGGGCGCGCAGGCGGGCGACUUCUUCGCCUGCACUCCGAGGGCGGAGGCCGUGAGGACGCUGAUGGCGGCGGCGCUGCUGCUCAGGCGCGCGAUCGCGACGACGGACUUCAGCGCGGCCUUCGUGCGCGCGCCCGUGGAGGACGGGGCGGGGAUCUACGUGGAGAUGCCGCCUGAGUACGGCAGGGGGCGUGGAUUCGCGUGGGCGUGCAAGGCGGAGCCCGCCAUGUAUCAUCGCACCGAGCAGGGGGCCGGGGUCGUGGUCCACACGGGCGAUCCUCUCGCCUCUGGUCCAACGCGGCGUGUUCUCGACGAGUUCUUCGACAAGCUCGCGGAGCGCCUCCUGAUCAAGGGCCGCUUCGUCCUGGGCGAGGACCCCGCGAUGUACCUCGGCUCGUCGUUGCAGCGGUUCGACGACGUGAUCGCGGAGAAGAGCGAGCCCGGGUACGUGGAGAGCAUCCUCGAGGCCGCCUGGGUGACUGACUGCCGGCCCGUGGGCACGGCAGGCGCCAGGCCAGACCUGGCCGAGCCUGGCGCGGAGGAGCCGCUCAACGGCGAGGAGCACUCGCUGCGUCGGAGGUGCUGCGGGGAGAUCCAGUACACCAUCCCCAGGAGGCUGGACUUGAUGUACCCGCUGAAGGAGCUCGGUCGGCGGCUGAGCGAGCCGCGGAAAGCCGACAUGAAGUGCUUGAAGCACCUCCUCCGCUACGGGACCCGCGACAUGACGAUGGUCCACCGAUGCCACGAAACCAGGAAGUCGACCUGCUGCGGGAUCGUGCGCUGGCGCGGCAUGGUCAUGAGGGCGCACGCUCGCACGGAGUCGGCGUUGGCCCAGUCGAGUCCCAAGGCCGAGUACCUUGGCGCAGUGGAGUUGGCGGCGGAGAUUCUCUACGCGCGGGGGAUCAUUCGCUUCGUGGGUUUCGACGCGUCGAUGGAGAUCGAGUGCGACGCCCCAUCCGCCAUCGCCAUUGCCACCCGACGCGGACUCGGACGCCUACGACAUCUUGGGGUGAAGUGGCUCUUGCUCGGACAGCUUGUGGGCACGGGACAGAUCAAGAUCGCGAAGGUGAAGGGCAUCGAGAAUGCCCCAGACGUCGGCACGAAGUUCCUCGUCAAGGCGGCGCUCGAGAAGUGCGGGUCCAUGCUCGGCCUGGCGGCGGUCGACAAGUUCGGCAGUGCGGUGGUCGCGGCGCUGAGCGCAGGGAGAUCGGCAGGAUUCCUGGCGACUUUCAUGAUCCUGGUGAGCGACGCGAGAGCGCAACCUGACCAAGACAGAGGAGGACUCGAGCCGCACAUGAUGAUCAUGUUCGCCUGGACCCUGAGCUGCGUCCUUAUUAGGCUGCUGUUCGGCUACCUGUACGCACACUUCAGGGCGUGCACGACGAAUGCGACGACACUGGCGGGACCGACUGCAUCGAGUUCCUCGUCUACGGAGAUGCCGACGGAGCUGGCGGUUCAGACGACGACGGCGGAGGCGACGGAGCCGACUCCGGUACCACCACCACCCGUGACCGGGGAGGUCGGGCCACAGACGGACGGCGAGAGCGCGGGAUCAUCGAGGCCUGGAGACGGUGCUCGGCUCCGCGGAGGGCGUCCGCGAAUGCAGCUGGUAUACCAUCUCGACGACCAUGCGGCCAUGGUCCACGUGACGCCGAACUGCCCAGCGCUGGCCAAUCGGACGAGGUGGAUGGUCACACGCGGGACGUGCUCGAUCUGCUGCGCCGUUUUGCCAGCAGAGCGGGCGACGGUGUACCACGCGGACAGCCCAGAGACGCUGGUGCACCGCGACCACGGCUGCCACGGACUGGGCGGCCGCAG
This is a messenger RNA of Prorocentrum cordatum, 4367 nucleotides long. The record is from the annotation of a GenBank genome assembly. Lineage: Eukaryota; Dinophyceae; Prorocentrales; Prorocentraceae.